CGUGGGUCUGCAUUCUUUCGGCGGCGGCAAACAUGGGCAAAGCCAAGCACCAGGAGUCGAGGGAAGAGCCGGAGCCCGAGGCGACCCCGGAGAAGUCGUACCACGAGCUGGUGGAGAACGUGAACGCCAUCGCGCGUCCUCUGGCCUCCCGCAAGUUGACGCGCAAGCUGUACAAGUGCAUCAAGAAAGCAUCGAAGCAGAAACAGAUCCGGCGUGGGGUGAAAGAGGUCCAGAAAUUCAUCAAUAAAGGCGAGAAGGGGAUCACAGUUCUUGCAGGAGACACACUUCCUAUUGAUGUCUAUUGCCACAUCCCCAUCAUGUGUGAAGACAGGAGCCUUCCAUAUGUCUACAUUCCUUCCAAAACGGACUUGGGAGCAGCUGCAGGUUCAAAGCGACCAACGUGUGUUAUCAUGAUCAAGCCCCAUGAGGAAUAUCAGGAAGCCUAUGACGAGUGUAUGGAGGAUGUGGAGGCUCUUCCCCUCCCUUUGUGAAGAACAUCAGUAAGAGAUGCUACUAAGACUGACAAACAGGCACUUGCCCGGGCAGUAGCUUGACCCUGAUUUUAGAGGAGCGGGGCAAGGAAGAGAAUACUGCAAUUGGCACUGUCACCAGCCCUGUGGCUCAUACCCGCUUCAAGUGCCAGUUAUUAAGCAACUGAUUUAGAAAGAAGUUAUUGACUUGUCUUGCAGCAAGGGAAGUUUGUGAAGCUGGGGGGGGGAGGUGGAGAGAUUAAACUAAUUAAAACACUUGUAAUGUUG
Molecule: messenger RNA, 758 nt
Organism: Lacerta agilis (Sand lizard)
Lineage: Eukaryota; Metazoa; Chordata; Lepidosauria; Squamata; Lacertidae
Gene: NHP2
Product: NHP2 ribonucleoprotein
Exons: 4
Coding region: 33-491 (152 amino acids)
Biological process (GO): rRNA pseudouridine synthesis; snRNA pseudouridine synthesis
Cellular component (GO): box H/ACA snoRNP complex; nucleolus
Molecular function (GO): box H/ACA snoRNA binding
Source: RefSeq, a predicted model, not a curated record